Messenger RNA from Lethenteron reissneri (Far Eastern brook lamprey), 2120 nucleotides. Its product is annotated as calcium channel flower homolog. NCBI's taxonomy places the organism in Eukaryota, Metazoa, Chordata, Hyperoartia, Petromyzontiformes, Petromyzontidae. Gene Ontology annotation, biological process: vesicle-mediated transport. The record is from RefSeq and is a predicted model, not a curated record. Gene Ontology annotation, cellular component: membrane.
ACCCCCUCGCCGCCUCACCCCCUCGCCGCCUCACCCCCUCGCCGCCUCACCCCCUCGCCGCCUCACCCCUUCGCUCCCUCACCCCCUGACCCCCUUGCCCGACCCCCUUGCCGUCUCGGAGAUCGCUGGGGUCUUCGUGGUCGCCGCCGUUGGCCAGGGAGCGGCAGGCGAGAGACCAACGGACUCUUGGUCGGGGGUCUGCUUGGAACCGGAUCGAGUCGCGGGGGUCGUGGAGACCCCUGGGAGAGGAUGGCGACCCCAUCCCCGGCACAGACCCCCGAGUCUUCGAGGCGAGGAGGGGACCCGGACGGGAUGACGUGGUGGUACCGGGUCCUGCUGCGGGUGGCCGGGGUGUGUGGGGCCCUGUCGUGUGCCAUCGCCGGUCUCUGGAGCUGCAUCACCGUGAGCCCACUCACUCUCCUGGCUGGCAUCUUCAUGAUGCUGACUGCAGCCGUGCUGCUGCUAUGCGAGGCUCCGUUCUGCUGUCAGUUCGUGGAGUUUGCAAACGUGGUGGCGGCGCGUGCCGACCGCCUAAAGCCCUGGCACAAGGGCCUGGUGUACUGCAUACUGGCGCUGGUGCCCGUGUUUCUGAGUGCCGGCCUCACCACCAUCCUGGGCAAUGCCAUUGUGUUUGGUACCGGCGUUCUCUACGGCCUCGCGUCACUCGGCAGGAAGGGUGACUCGGUGUCGUACGCGAGACUACAGCACGGCCAGAAGUCGGACGACAUCCCCCUCGCGGAGAGAGGUGGCGUGGAGGGGGAGCCCUGAGGGCACUCCUGACAACAUACACCGCUCGCACACACAGAAUACGUAGCACGCAUAGCAUGGAUAGUACACACACACACACGGCACAUACAUAAACAUUGCAUUGACAGUACACACAUAGCACGUGCAUGGAUACAUAGUCGACACAAAUAAAACACACACACACAGCUUAAGGACAAAGAUCACUGAUUACGGCUGAUGAUGGUGUGGUCAUCACUAUUCCCGACCGCCUUUGUCUCCCUGGAGCUGACGACGUGUGUUGAACACACCGCACCAGGCACUCAUCUCUUAGGACUGAGUCGACCUAGGGGGGGGGGAGGAGGCCUGGGACAGAUACAACUCGCCACUGAAGCGGGGAUGAAACCGAGGAGACCGAUUGGGGGUUGGUGGUGCAGUGCGUUAACCACGACGCUGCUCUCUUCCCCAUGUAGUGACACGCACAUCAGACCCUGACACAGGAACGACACUCACCGUUCGUACCGAACACGGUGUGUGUAUAAACACACUACAAUGCUAGGGGCUCGUCAACUAUUGUUUACACAACCACGCGGUGGGCAAAUCCGGAGGCGCUUAGCGUGGGCUUUGACAUUGGAGCCGGGCACGUGGGGUUAAGGAUAAGUCCACAGUUGCACCACGACGAGCGUUUACACAGAGCACAGAGAACGCACGUGCUGUACGCUACAAAGACAAAGAUCCCCCGGAUGGCCUUCACAAAUUGCUGGGGCAGGUGCUGUUAGCGAGCACCUAUGAAUGCCGGAGCGGCGCACUUAGGAGGGGAUGGUGUGGCCAGCUCCACGCCCCCCAAUGCUGAUGUUUACACACUGCACCAGGUACUCGGGCUGAAUCGACCUAAGGGGAGGCCUGGUGACGGUUCGGAUAAAAGUCACCGGUAGUUGGCCGUGAGUGGGAAUCGAACUCGGGUCGUCUGGUUCCUAGCGCGGAGCGCCAACCGCUGUACCGCUGUGCAAAACCCCCUCCGCACACGCAAAUCUUACAAUCGGGUACACGGGAAACAUCGCCCUGGACACGCACCCAUUACACACCUCUCGUACAACGCACACCUGAUACGCUACAUCUCGCACGCAUACGACACGCACACCGCACACACACACACCUUUAAUUAUAUAAGAUGUUAACCACGCGUGCGUCUUGGCUGAGCGCGAGUGCAAUUGUUGGCACGGGGAAGGAGACGAUGGCUCUUCUUCCUCCAGGUGCCGUGCGGGCUGUGGGGUCGUGCCCGCGGGUUGUGGUUGUUUUAUUGUGGCUGUAGUUUCGGCGGUAAUUAUGGUGGUUGUUGUUGUAGGCAGGGGCGGCUCUGCCCUGAUGGGAUGGAUAAUAAACGGCGUGCGAAGACA